Messenger RNA from Oldenlandia corymbosa var. corymbosa, 1071 nucleotides. The record is from the annotation of a GenBank genome assembly. NCBI's taxonomy places the organism in Eukaryota, Viridiplantae, Streptophyta, Magnoliopsida, Gentianales, Rubiaceae.
AUGAGAGCCUGUCGGCAUAAAAGUGAAUUGGGUUUUGGUUUAGACAUUUUAACAAGCGAUUUCAAGGUCCUCAGGUUCUGGUUCUUGAAGAAUAAUCACAAUAUUAUUAUUAUUAUAGAUGCUGAAAUUUAUAAACUCAGUACCAACUGUUGGACUAAGGUUGACCUGAAAUUGAAGCAUAUUGAAGCAGCAGGUACCUCGACCGAUGAUCUUGACAGAAAUGCUCCGGCUGGAUUAAUAUUGAAGGAUAUGUUGAUCAGCGGUCUUGCUCCUGUUGGAGGAGUGUUUAUGAAUGGUUCUUGUCAUUGGUUGGGGGAGUACAUGGGAACAAAUUACAUUCUUACGUUUGACUUCCGCAGCGAAAUUUUUGGCCUGAUAAAAUUUCCACAUUCAAGAUCAGAUGCAGGUUUCGUAGGGCUACAAAGAGCUAUAUCGGUCUUGGGUGAUUCCCUGGUGUUAAUCACUGAGGAUGGUAUGAGAGAAUCUUUUGAAGUCUGGGCAAUGUUGGAGAAUCGGGAUCGGGAAGGGAAGGUCUCGUUUGUAGUCGACAUGUUGUUUCUUACUUCAUCAGCAAUGGCGAUGCUUCCCGAUUCCAGUAGCAAUUUGAUAGGCAGCUGGCGAAAAAGUGAACUGGGUUUUGGUUUUGACAUUUCAACAAAGGAUUUCAAGGUCAUCAGGUUGGGGCUGUUCUGCAGGGGAGAUGAUACACCAGCUUUUGUACAUGCUGAGAUUUAUAAACUCAGUACCAACAGCUGGACAAAGGUUGACUUCCUGGAAUUGAUGGACAUUGAAGUAAUAGGUGCUGAGGGGAAAUAUUUUUUGGUCGGCUUGACCAACGAAACUUUAAUCGGCAAUCUUGAUACACUUCCUCCAGCUGGAGGAGUAUUUGUGAAUGGUUCUUGCUAUUGGUUGGGCAAGUGUUUCACAACAUACCCGAUUCUUGCGUUUGAUUUUCAGACUGAAGUGUUUGGCCUGAUAAGAUGUCCAUGUUGGAAACAACGCUCAUGGCUAAGUCCAACAACUCUUAUCCGUGUUCGGCGAUUCUCUUGCAUUUAUCACAGCAGAUGGUGA